Messenger RNA from Xyrichtys novacula (pearly razorfish), 8608 nucleotides. The record is from the annotation of a GenBank genome assembly. Lineage: Eukaryota; Metazoa; Chordata; Actinopteri; Labriformes; Labridae.
GUGACGUCAGAGCCGACGUUCCGUUCAGGCUCACGCGGACAGGAGGAGACGAGUCUACUGCAGCUGAUAAAUGUGUUUCAGUGAUGUAAUGUUGCUUGUUUGGUGACUACGGAUGGCUGUUUGUGCCAGGCUGUGCGGAGUGGGUCAGUCGCGGAGGUGCAGGAGGCGACAGCGGCAAAACCAGCAGGACCAGGGGAGCGAUUCCGAAAUGGACGAGGAGGAAGAGGAGCGGAUCGUAGGACACAGGCGAGCCGAUAUCGGAGUCGUCGGCGGCGGCGGAGGAGGAGGCCUGGAGAGCGACGUCGCCGCCACUGCAGGGCCCAGUGACGCUUGUGAAUAUGGCAGCGGUCAUGUCAACAGAAGAAGCUUUUUGGAUCCCACAGGCACAGGACCUCCACACCCGCAGUCAUUAGCGGAUUUGCCACCAGAGCUUCUAGUAGAAAUACUAUCCCUGCUCCCCGGAACAGCGCUACCAAAUGUUGCCCUUGUCUGCAAAAAAUUCAGGCAAAUCGUAAACACUGAAACCAUCUGGAGACGGCGGUGCACUGAGGGUAAAUACAUCGAUUUUCAAUGCAAAGAUAACACCAACCAGUAACAUUAGAUUGCCACAAAUGAGUCACAUGUGAAUAUUGCAGUGUGCUAUGCUGCCUCUUGUUGACAUGUUAUUUGUGUUAGGCUCUGUGCCCAGCUCAGACUCCUCAGAAAUGCGCUCCCCUAAAAGCAUUUCUAUUGAUCUGUGCGAGAUCCACGGAGGAAAUUAUCCUUAACCCCAUGUCGUCAGUCACUCUUUAUGAAAAACAGACCUCUCAGGCCUUCCUCCUUGUUAUUAGGUCCAUGUCAGCCAUUCUGUGCAGCUGAUAAGACUGUCGAUGCAGUGGAGCUUUUUGUAGGCCUUGAGAGUUAUUUUGAUCACAACCACCAGCACAAGCCUCUUAGAUGAUUGUACUAUGGCAGCUCUCAUCUGAUGCACACAAGCAAGGGUAAUGGGGAAUGACUCCACAAAUGGUUAACACAGCUCACUCCAAGUAGCAAGUCAAAGUAGAAGUCAAUUAUGUAAAAAGGUGAACUUUUAAUUUGAGGUGUUAAAUACCAAUUUAUUUGGUGAUGGCCUUGAUUAAGAAUAUCAAAUUGACAAAAUUUAAAUGCAGGCAAGAGUUCUGUGCAAAACACUAAAAGCAGAAAGGCAAAAACAGAUGACUAAAGUUCACAAUAAAAUAAUAUUGUAAAAUAACAGAAUAAACAAAUAUUUUUGUUUAUUCUGGACCAUAAUGAUUUAAUGAAAGGUUGUGUAAGGGCAAAAUAACCAAACAUAGUACCAAUACUGUCACCACUCAUUGAAUUCCGCCCAUGGGAGGCAGCUACACCCAGAAAUGCCAAAGAGAUAGAGUUCACAUCAAUGCAGGCCUAAUUGAAAAAAAAGAAAAAAAACGUGUUAGUAGAUGAAUUUCAGUUUCUAUGCAAAGACAGUGAACGUCAAUGAAAAGACACUUUCAUUAGCAUGAGAGCAUAAUCAGAUUUUUAAGAGACAGUUGAGCGUCUAAUGAAGAUAACAAAAUUGAUGGCACUAUUUAAGAACAGUAGGAAUUUAUCUCACUGUCUUUGAUAAAUUAAACAAAAAUAAAAAUUCCAAAAAAUUAUAAACAAUCAGAACUGUUAGUUAAUAGAUUGUUAAAAUAUGUGAUAUUUGUAGCCCAAGUAUGACCUUAAAAAGCUCAGGGGACAUGUGAUAAAGGAAUGACCUAGAGGAUUUUGUGCUCUGAAAUGGUCCUUAUCAAACAACUUACCAGGCAUUCAUAGAAAGCCAGAACACAGUGGGAAAUCAGUUACAGUAUACAUAAACUAAGUAAAGACAGCUCUUUAUCUGACUGACAAAUUGUCCUGUUCAGCUGCCCUCACUUUGCACUCUCACUUGCUCAGAUUUAUCAGUAGUUUUCCACUGUUUUGUUUGGAUUUCUAUCAGGACGUGCUCAAAUGUGUAAGGCCAUUUUUCUUAUAACGUGAAUACCAAACCAAGUGAUAACAAUAUGUAUAAAUCUGACUGACUGCAUUACCCUUUCUACAGCAAACAUGUGUCCAACUAAAUGCUGAGCCACUUUCCUCUGUGUGUUUUCACUCUGCAGAGUUUGGUAUGAAGGAGGACCUGCGGAAGAUGGAAGUGGGAGGAGUAUCAAGUCGAGACCUCUAUGUUAAACGUAAGUACAUCUACAUGACCUGAAGCGUUGAAGCAUUUUAUUUAUUUCCUCUUGAGCCCUUGUUGCUCUCCCUCCUUAUUUUCCUGUGUGUAUCUGGAUGUAGUUGUCAAUAAAGUUUUGCCUUAUGUAGACUAUGUUUGCAGAUGAUAGGGAAAAAAAAUCAUAUUUGAAAUUUAGAAAUGCCUCAAAACACUCCAGACACAGUGGCAGCAGCUGUUUUCCCUUUGAAUAGAUUAUGUUGGCACAUUACUGCUUUCACUAGACGGCUGCCUUCAGCCCACAGUGAUCUGUGGCUGCCCUACACAUGGCUUUGUUGUGUCCAGGUGUCAACCCACGAGUGAAAUCUGGGCGCUUUAUGAAGCUCCUCCCGGACUACGAGCACAUGGACUAUAGAGACAUUUACACACAGUGUAUGUACAUGGCUGAAGCAUGAGGGGGCUGUGAGUGAAACUCAUGAGUGCAACAACAGCAGUGUUCUGCAUUGUGUGUGAAAAACAAACGUGCUAAUAACUCUUUUUCGUGCUGUUUGCUUUCAUAUUGCGUGUUAAAACCUUACUGGGAAAUGUUGGUGUUGUGUGUCUCGUAUGGACUGUCUGAAUGGAUCAUGGUUAGUUUACUCUUUCUUCCCUUUGUGUUUACUUCUCAUAGGUUCAGCCUUGACAGACACUUAACAAAGUCUUGGUUUUGGCGUCUUUUUCCAGUAUUUCUAACCCUUUCAAAAUGUAGCUGUUAGCAAAGCAUGGGCAAAGUGCUGCAGAAACUGAUCGACGUUGUGUCAUGUUGUGCCACUGUGUUGCAGUACUUCACCCGUACAGACAUAUCUUGGGCUUAUGGCAGCCUGACAUUGGGCCUUACGGUGGACUACUCAACGUUGUGGUGAGUCGUCCUCCUUAAUGUGCAUUAAAGUAUGCAUUAUUGAUAGUUUGUUGCAUGAAAAACUAUCAGAAAACAAGCAAAAUCUGAUCCAUCACCAUGCUUUGGUAUUAUGUUGUUAAUGCUAUUGCAGGAAACUGUGCAUUCAAGUGGUGAUAGACUAUUAACAGUGGGUUUUAUACAGGUGGAUGGGCUGUUUAUCAUUGGCUGGAUGUAUUUGCCCCCUCAUGACCCCCGUGUGGAGGAUCCCAUGAGGAGGCGGCCGCUUUUCCGCAUCCACAUGUGGGAGAGCAAAAAGGCCACAGUGGAAUGCAUGUAUGGACACAAAGGGCCCCAUAAAGGAGAUAUACAGGUGACGCCUCACAUGGUUUAAAAGCCUCUUCCAUGUGAAGAAAUCUGAAAUCCUCAUAAUGAAGAUGCUCAUUUGCACAUCACACUCCAAUUCGAGGUUAGAAAAGUAGGUCAUCCCUUAAUACAUGUCAUAUUCUGUUAAUUUUAGACUGGGAAGAAGGACGAAUUUUCAACGAAAUGUAACCAGACAGAUCAUCAUCGCAUGCCAGGGGGCAGACAAGAGGUGAGUCAAAUCAGAAAGCUGAAACUAGGCCACGACCUGUUCUAUUUUCUGACUUAUCUUACCUGAUUGUGUUUUUACAGCUUCUUUCGUGUCACAAUGUGAAAAUUCAAAGAGUGUUAUCUGAAUCUGUAAAUUUGUCUGUCUGUUUGCCUGCCUGCCUGUGUGUGUUUGUGUGUGUGUAGGAGUUCAGGACGUGGUUGGAAGAAGAAUGGGGUCGAACACUGGAAGAAAUUUUCCACGAGCACAUGCAGGAGCUCAUCCUAAUGAAGUUCAUUUACACAAGCCAAUACGAGUAAGAGUCUUUUUCCUUGAUCACACUCAAGUCUGUGACUGAAAUUAGAGUAUGUGUGCACAUAAUCCAGGGUUUCCCCUGCUUGUAAUUGAUCGUGGCCCACUGCCACGGCAAAAUAAAGGCCGCCACACCUUAAAAACAAGCGAUAUUUCUCAGUAUAUGCGGCGCAAACAGGCGCUGCACUGCUGUUAACCCUCAAAGUAGCUCUGACAGAAUAUUUAUUACCAAACUACCUUGUUAUCUUGAGAAAUGGUUCUUGCUCCCACAGUGGAUUACUGUUUAACCCCGUUUGCGGCUGAUGUUUACUCCUCUGUUUUUCAGCAACUGCUUGACAUACCGGAGGAUAUACCUUCCUCCUGCGAUGCCCUCUGACCUGUUGCAGCCAGGUCUCUUCAAAGGCACCUAUGGCAGUCAUGGCUUGGAGAUAGUCAUGCUAAGUUUCCAUGAGACCUCAGCAAGAGCCACAAAGCUCACUGUAAGUGUUUGAUAGAUAUAUAUACUGUAUUUGUAUUUAUUGUAUUUAUUUAGCGCAGAUGAAAAACAGUGCAAGGAGGGAACGAUGCCAAUAGGCUUAUACAAAGCACCACUCCCGUCAGGGCAGUGAAGGCAUAGGGUGCAAACGACAAAGUAACUCGGACAUAGACAUGUUAUAAAUAUACAAUGAGGAGGGAAAGGUCAAAAAAUAUACAAAUUGCCAUAAAUAGAACAUAGACUAAUCAUCAAACAGUGAUAGAGACAAUAUAAGUAUACAUAAAAAGGAAAGAAACGUGAUCAUAACAAAUAAUGAUGUGUUUAAGACAUGAUCAAUGAUAUUUUAAAGGAGUUGAGGGAUGAUAUUGAUUUUAGAGAUGCAUCCAGAUUAUUCCAUAGUUCCGGUCCUCUAAAAGUGAUGUUAGACUGAUGACUAGAAGUUCGACAGGAAGGUAACUGAAGAUGGCCAUUUUGUCUUGUUGAGUACGGGUGAAGAACAGAUGAAAAGGUAAAAAGUUUUGGAAAGUUUAAGGAAGGUCUUGUUUGUUGAUGAACUUGUGGACAAAUAAACAAGAGUGAAAGACAUUGAGUUUGUCAAUCGGUAAGAUGGAGUAUUUGGAAAAGAGAGGUGCAGAAGGUUCGUGUUUGCUGGAUCAUGAUAUCAUUCUUAAGAAUCUUCUCUGGAUUAAUAAUAUUUUCUUGAGGUGAAAUGGACACAUUGCACAUCAUACAAUAUUACAAUAGUUCAUGUAUGGAAAUAGAAAGCUAUAAUACAAAGACAAAUGAGCAGAGGGAUUGAUCAGGGGACAGACCUUAUUAAUUAUAUCAUUGACCUUUUGCAAACUUGACUGAUAUGAAUGUUCCACUUAAGACCCUCAUCAAAGAUAACACCCAAAAAAAUGGUGUGGGGUACAUGAGAGAUUUUUGUACCAUUAAUUGAUAUUUUGGCUUCAUCUUUUGGAUAAGAUUUGUUUUUGUUGCAGAAGAUCAUGAAAGUUAAUUUUUUUUUUAUUGAGAGUUGGCUUAUUAGUCAGAAACCAGUUAGCAACAGAAGAUAAGUUAUUUCUGAAAAGGAGGGAAAGAAAAUAAUUUAAUCUGUUAGGUUCAACUCUAUUCUCUCUUUUAAUCAUAUUGUUAAAUCCUUGUAUUUUGACAAAUGCAGAAAAAAACAGUGUGAUAUUAGCAUCAUAUAUCAUCAGUCUUUAGCUAACCUAUUGUCUCAUUAAUGGUAGCAGCUGUCAAAAAAACAAAAUUGGUUGAUCACCAAAUAUAACAAUGACAGAGUUUUGUCACUCUAAGAUCAUAAUCUUACUCCUUCCUGCAGGGAGACCCCAAUGUUCCUGCGGGACAACUCACUCUGGAUGUUGACCUGAGCCGGCCUGUGGUCCUCCCUGACUUGGAGCAACAACGCAACAUAGAGGAGCUGUCUCGGCUGGUAUUGGGAGUGCAUGAGCAGGUACAGAGGGAAGCAGAGCAACAGGCUAAGACCUCUACUGCGGCGGAUGGAGCCUGUGGUGGUGCCAGCGCAGAUGAAGGGGCAGAGGCAGACUGUGGCGCCUGUUCAGACAGCUGCCAGCCUGGUCCUAGUACCACCGCUCCUCCUGAAGCCCAGCCCUUCGUCCUGCCUUUGGGGGUCAUGGCUCGAAACGAGGUGUAUCCUCGCAGCUGCAGGAAGUGGUAAGUGCUUGGCUAAAAUGACUCCACUUUGUUAAAGUAGAUUGAUAGUAACUUUAUUUUCCCUGGUAUGACAAGAGGUCAACACAGUUCACCAGAGUUGUUCCAAGCUGCUUCGCUGGUUUAAGUUCAUGACCAACGGGCAGAAUUCAUGUCAGGGAGUCGAGACAGCUGAUCUGUUACUCUGAAAAAGCUGAUGUCCACAACCUUUAAAUUCAUUUAGAUAUACUUAUGGGGCAAUGUCAUUACCAUUCAAUGCCAGACCACUGUGCAACUUGCAACAGGAACUAAACUGUGUAUCAGUCUUAAAAUAUUUGUUGCACUCUCUGAUGAUAUUACUAUCAGCCUAAAUGAAAAACAUGGAAUCUACAGACAGAAAGACAUCUAAAAAGUGAAUGAGAGUAAUAUAGCUGAAGGACUGAGUUCAAUAGUAGAGGGACAGACCUAUUUCUGCCACAGUUUUUAAUCCUGUUUGUCCACAAUAAUCCAUAAUGAGGUUGCAAUGAAGUUUACCGGGAAUUUCAGUCAGCCAUUACUGUGUCUGUGAGUCAAUUAUUGUCCUAGCUACAGUCUGUUCCUAUUUUCUGCACCCUCUGACUCCAGAGGCCAAUUCAUGUUGAUAUUCAUUAAAGCACUGAUUGAUUCAUUUAUGCUUUAAUUUUUCUCCAUUUCAGCUUCUAUGGGACAGGCCUGAUUGCUGGGCACGGCUUCACAAGCCCAGAGCGCACCCCAGGGCUCUUUGUGCUGUUUGAUGAGGACCGAUUUGGUUUCAUCUGGCUGGAGUUGAAGUCUUUCAGUCUGUACAGUCGCCUGACGGACCACCUAGCUCACGCUCAAGCUCCAAACAUGGAGCGAUUUGAGGCCAUGCUGCGCAACAUGCAGUCCUGGACAUCCUGAUGCAGCACACUUAACUCUCCUUCCACAUUGCAAUGCAUAGAAAUACCAUUACACACAAAUCACCUCUGUCCUCCACUGACAAGCAUUGCUAUCUUGAUAGCCCAUGACCUUAACUAUCCGUAUCUGUUUCAGAAACUUUGUGUCUUACUGUCUGAUUAUUCUAGUUAUGUCAUCCUCAUGCUCACACUCAAGCUCUUGUUCCUGUAUGAGCACUUUGAAAGGCCUCCUCAGACACCAUCUAUCACCUCACCUCAGUAUGACCUUAAUCUUCCAGUGCAGCAUGAUAACAGGUCACAUCAAGUUUUAUUAUUUAUUUAUUUAUUUCAUUCCCUGGAAGAGACAAGGAAUGAUAUUUCAAAAACCACUUAUGACGGAGCAAACUGUAUGUGCCUCUGAUUCUGAAACCAUGUCUGUACUUGGUUGUGCUUGAAGAAGAUAAAGGCGUCCAAUGUAUUCUACUAUAUAGUAUUAUACUCCUUUUAAUGCCCAACAUAUUAAACUGCAUGCUGCAUUUUAUUUAGAUCUGAUCAAGUAUACUCAUAUGAGUUUUUUUCUUCAAUUAUUUUUGCUUUUGACAUCCUUAGUUGAGAAAAAAAAAAACAUCUCAGGUGUUUCACUCUUCACAAGUCAGUAAAAAAACAGACACAGAAGUAUUUAUGUGUUUAGUAAAAAUGUAGGUUGUUUCAUUCAUAUGAUUAAUUUGUCCAGUAGAAAUACUAAGUGAAAUUUAUAUAAUGGGCAAUUUUUUUAACCAUUGAAAAGAGACAAUUUCCUGUCUUAUCAAACAGUGUAGCUUCAGCAGUCAGUAUGGGUCAGACUGAUAUGUUUUUGCCCUUUGAACUGAGGUGAUAACUUUUACAACUAUAUGCUUUGCAUUAAACAUACUUUUCAUAAUGUUAUAUGAGCUGGAAAAAUGUAUUGUACUGCAAUAGAUUAACAUAACCUUAACAUACUGGUAAGCUGGAUUUAAUCAAAUCUUAGCAGUUUAUGUGCUUAUAUAAUUAUGGUCUGAAACAAAGGCUUCUCUUACCUUCAAAAUGUAUUGCAUAUGUUGUUCGUUCGAAAGGCUGACUUAACGUUUGCCUGGCUUUACACCUGCAGAGCUUCUUCCCUAAUUUAUUUUGAACCAGAGACCAGGCUAGCUGAAUAUUAUACAACCCAACAGCUGAAAGUGCAUCAAUAAGUACUAAGUAAGUGUCUGUAUGUGUCAUGACUGGCCUGAUGGUGGUGCCCAGUAGCUUUCCUACUCCAAGUGCACUUUUCUGGGCAGUAAAGUAAAUCAGUAAGAACCACUGGCCAGCACUUUUAUAUCAGACUGCAGCUUUACUAACAUUUGCAAAAAAAAGAGAAAACAAAUGUCUGCUCAAGCAUCUUUAAUUUACUUUAAUACAAUAAUAUUAUUUCCUCUCUGAUUUGGUACGUUUAUUUUAUACAUUCUUGUAUCUGUACGCCUUCUGUACCCAGCUAUUUGAAUGAUUUGCCUUUGAGAAGUGUUGCUUUGUAUUAUUUUCAUUGCCUGAUUUUAUGGAAAACAAUCUAAUUUUGACCUAUUGAACUGCUCACUUUGGACUUCAGGGAGCUUUUCAGCUUAAAUGCUCUUCUCAGUAAUAAAAAAUACAAAACUAAAGAAAAAGA